UGACCAUUUCAACCUAAUUGCAAUCCGCGUAAACGUAGCUUUCUCUCAGUUCAGACGCUUCACCAUCGGAAAGGCCACAGCUAGGGUUCGAUACUUCGAUCCCCACUCCAUCUCCACCGAAGACCGUCGCGUCGCUCCGCCACCGAAGCAGCUCAAGGACUGGCUCGGGUGGGGCUGCGACUGUCGCGCGGUUGGAUCCGAGGCUAUGGAGCAGUGAGCUCCGUAGUUGACGGCCACCUCAAUCUCCUUGGUGAAUCUGUAUAGAUUUCUCUAUAAGAUGAGCUGGAGAUUUCCUCUCUUCGGCAGCUCUCAGCAGCAGCAAGCAGAUCCAAGUUUCCAGGACAUCCCUACGCAGUCUUGGUACCCUCCCUCGGUGGUAGGUUCCUCUUCACGUCCAUCCACCCCUACCUCUUCUAGUGCUAGUCUACACCAAAGAGCUUCAGAUAGUCCGCAGUCUUCAUCCCGUGGGCAACCAUCUCCUGCUGAGGCUGCAGGGAUAAUUGCCCGUUUGAAGGAUAAGAGUAUUGAGGAGUUACAAAGGCUAUUGAAAGACAGAGAGGCAUAUAAUGCAUUCUUUAACUCACUUGAUCAAGUGAAAACCCAGAACAAUGUGCGUGAUGAGCUUAAAAAAGAGACAUUGCAACUUGCAAGGGAAAAUUUAGAAAAGGAGCAGCGGAUUUUGGAACUUAGGAAUCAGUGCACAAUAAUUAGAACCACGGAACUGGCUGCUGCUCAAGACCGCCUAACUGAUUUGGAGAGGCAAAAGGAUGAUAUUAUGAGGUCCUAUUCCCCUGCCGCACUGCUCAACAAGCUCCAAACAUCAAUGGCAAAGUUGGAUGAGGAGUCCGAGGAGCUGCACCAGAAGUUCCUGGAGAAGGACAUCGACCUUCCAACCUUUGUGCAGAAGUACAAGAAGCUCCGCACGGCUUACCACAAGCAGGCGUUGCUCCAUCUCGCCGGCCAGACAUCACUCCGCUGACAUCCGGCCAGGCGUCAUGGCAACUUUGUUGUAUUUCUGCUCGCCUGUUCUUGUUCUACACUAUGCUUGGCCCUGUUUUACGAGUGCAGCCUCUUGUAGGGAUUUGCCGAACAUCAGCGGAUAUUGCAUGUAUAGUUUUAUGUCUUGCAAAAACGUCUUAUGUACUCUGUCCUGGUGUAGUGGUGUUUACGUAUCUAGUGUCCAAGUUGGGAUUCAUUUGUGGUAACUAAACACUUUGCCUAUUUUGUUCAAUUCGAUGAUAAUAAAGCUUUUGUACGUUUGUGUACA
Molecule: messenger RNA, 1267 nt
Organism: Zea mays
Lineage: Eukaryota; Viridiplantae; Streptophyta; Magnoliopsida; Poales; Poaceae
Exons: 9
Coding region: 278-979 (233 amino acids)
Biological process (GO): protein targeting to vacuole; protein targeting to membrane; ubiquitin-dependent protein catabolic process via the multivesicular body sorting pathway
Cellular component (GO): ESCRT I complex
Source: RefSeq, a predicted model, not a curated record